UUGGAAUGGAGGAGAUGCCCAUCUCUAACAUCUUUGUCUGUUCAACAUCUGUCAUCAUCCUGCGCGCCAGCUUGAGUAUUAAACUAGGGCAUCCGAGACUGCUGAAAUGUGCACAGCCAUUGUGCAGAUUGCAAGCUGGUCAGCACAGCAACGUGCAAAACUUGAGACGUUCAAUACACCAAAACAUCGCUAGCCAUACUUGUCUUGAGCUUGUAAAGGUGGUAUCGGCUAGCUUGCCAUGUAGCGUUCUGGAACAGGGACGGCGACAUCUCUGGAUGGCAAUCAGGUGGCUCAGCUGUGGCUUGGACCGCCGGUGAGACUUGAAGGUGGAUUGGAUAAGCAUCAUGUCCCCCAACCAUGCUAUCCCGCACCGGACGAGGAAGAACACCAGGCACAUCACACGGCGUGCAAGAGCGCUUUGCAUUCAAGUAUCUACGUUUUCGAUGCAAAGAUGUUCAGAAAACUAUCGACUUCUAUCAAAAUCUGGGCAUGUCCGUCGACUGGCAGACAGAUCAAAUCUCUUAUCCUGCUGCUGCAGACAAGGACCGACCGACACGGGACAAGGACAGGCGAAAAGAGGAAGUGCCACCUGAGGUCAAGAUCACAGAAAAGGCAACUGUAGUUGCAUUGUCGUAUCGUCCAACAGGCAAGACCACCAACGCACACAAUGUCCAGCUCAUUUUCGAAAAGGUCGUGUCGGGAGAUCAGGUAGAGGAACAAUCGCCACACGAGUCGCAACGGAGUUCCAUGGAUCAUUUAGCAUCUAAUCACGGAAAGCCAGGGCGUGUUCCCCACAACUAUGAGUACCUCGUCAUCUACGUCCAUUUCGUGCAUCGUCUGGCAAAAAGGUUGUCCAUCAAAGGCUUUGAAAUUGUCCUAGCACCACUGGACAUUGCCGAAGUCAAAAUGUGCAUCACACGGGAUCCGAAUGGAUUGGAGGUGCGGUUAAUGGAGUUGACGGAUAGCCAGCUGAAUGUCCCAUCCACAAAAAAGCAGUGGUAUGCUCGUUUGGGGUACUAUGCAAUACCGACACUUCAAGCCGAUGCAUCUGUUCGGUGGUAUGAAACCAUUCUUGCUUCACAUCGAACAAGAACGGCGCAAGGACAGAGAAUCACAACUUUGGACCUGGCUAUACAACGGACACCUCGAUCGGGUGGUAGUGGGGGAGGAGAUAUAGGGACAUUACUGGGUAUACCCGGUACACCCGAUCGUCCAAUUUCACGCAAAAAGCCUGGAGCCGCUGCAACGGUGCGACAGGCUAUUAGCCAAGGGCAAGGUUUCCGUCUUGUGGACACGGAAGACUUUAUCGUCGGUCUCUCCCGGUCGGUUUAUUACUGGCUUGGAAACGACUUGCGCUCGGCAACUUGCACCGUCUGCUUUACCGAACAUGCCGAUUUCGGGUCAGGCACAACUCAAGGUGGAUUUUACGAUCGAAAGGGUUCUAAACUUUUGGGUCUCGGUUUCGAGGUUCCAAAUCUGGACGCAGCCAUAAACCAACUCCGCUACGAAUUCAAAGAGGAUCUAGAGUGGGGUCACUGCCGAUCGCGGAUUCAAGGCAUCGGAACGGUGUCGAAACUGUACGAUAAGCUCAAUAAGCUUUGGAUUGAGUUACAUGCGCUGAAAGGUAGCGAACGGGAGACGCCCGUCAGAAGUCCCAAUGCCCCUUCUGCGGAGACGACCGAAGAUGAGACGGGCAAGCGCGGACGAGACCAGUUUGCCAUUAAUUUCAGUCAUUUGUCGGGGCAGGCUCGAACACUUUCUGAAGGUGCCAUUUACCGACUUCGCAAACCAGAGGAUGUCGAUAUCAAUCUCGGUGCCCCCGCACCGCCUCAACCCACCACUGGACUACCCGUCCGCGCCCAAUCGAUAUCUCUCUCUCCUUCGACCAGUGAAGAAUCCAUUAGCUCUUCCUUAUCAUCUCUACAUAUAAUUGACGGAGAUAUCGGUAGCCAGGACCUGCUGAAACCAAAACCACCUUCAACAAAAGUUCCCGCCAAGGGGGUGGCAGGAAAUCUGCGGAAAAAGCCAUCAAAGGCCGAUCGAGAGAGAUGGACGUUUUUGAGUAGGGCGAGAAGUACGUCUGCAUCUUGGUGAUAGAACCGAAAUUAUAAUGGUUUCGUUUUAUACAUAUGGCUGCAUCAUUAGCAUUGCUUGGACAUUCUUAAGUAAACAGUCUAUAUAUGAGGCAUCUUAUAAAAUUAAAGUAAUCUGGUUGGGUUGGAUAUUCAUACGUACGGGGUGCUCUGGACCUUUAUAUUCGAGGCGUGUGUUGAAGGUGAAC
This is a messenger RNA of Spizellomyces punctatus DAOM BR117, 2281 nucleotides long. RefSeq lists its product as uncharacterized. The transcript has a single exon. NCBI's taxonomy places the organism in Eukaryota, Fungi, Chytridiomycota, Chytridiomycetes, Spizellomycetales, Spizellomycetaceae. The record is from RefSeq and is a predicted model, not a curated record. Bases 358 to 2094 code for a protein of 578 amino acids.